This is a messenger RNA of Triticum dicoccoides, 3908 nucleotides long. RefSeq names its product putative pentatricopeptide repeat-containing protein At3g23330. Lineage: Eukaryota; Viridiplantae; Streptophyta; Magnoliopsida; Poales; Poaceae. Gene Ontology annotation, molecular function: zinc ion binding; protein binding; RNA binding. Gene Ontology annotation, biological process: RNA modification. The coding region runs from base 157 to 2091 and encodes 644 amino acids. The transcript has 2 exons. The record is from RefSeq and is a predicted model, not a curated record.
AGAGACCCGUUCCGUGUCUGCUCCAUUGAAACCAGAGCGCACCAUCACUCCUGCGCCGCACACAUCACUGCACCCCGAGGCCGAGGGCGCGGGCGCCACCGCUCGCCGACCAGCCCGAGCAGUUCGCCGACCCCGCCUCUCUUCUCACGGCUGCACAUGCAGCCGCGGCCCCUGGCGGCGGUGGCGGUGGCCGCCACCGCGCCAUUCCCGCCGUCAUGGGCGCACCAGGUCCGCGCGGCGGCGACCCAGGGGGACUUCCACCACGCCAUCGCCCUCUUCCUCCGGAUGCGCGCCGCCGCCGCGCCCCGCUCCGCCGUCCCGGCCUCCCUCCCGGCCGCGCUCAAGUGCUGCUCCGCCCUCGGCCUCCCCGCCCUCGGCGCGUCCCUCCACGCACUCGCGCUCCGCUCCGGCGCCUUCGCCGACCGCUUCACCGCCAACGCGCUCCUCAACCUCUACUGCAAGCUCCCUGCGGCGCUGUGCCGCUCUCCCGGGGCGGAAGACGCGGCAGGGGAGUCGUUAGAGAACAUGCGGAAGGUGUUCGACGAAAUGCCGGAGAAGGACCCUGUGUCCUGGAACACGCUGGUGUUCGGGUAUGCGGAGAAGGGGAGGCACCAAGAAGCUCUGGGAGUGCUCAGGGAGAUGUGGGUAGAUGGGUGCAAGCCCAACUCAUUUACCUUGUCGAGUGUGCUGCCGAUCUUCGCCAAGUGCUCCGACGUCAGGAGGGGAAUGGAAGUGCAUGGCUUUGCAACCAGGAACGGUUUUGUUGAUGACGUGUUCGUUGGCAGCAGCUUGAUCGAUAUGUACGCCAAUUGCACUCGAACGGAUUACUCGGUCAAGGUGUUCGACAAUCUCCCAUGCCGCGAUGCAAUCCUGUGGAACUCAAUGCUUGCCGGGUGUGCACAGAAUGGGUCUGUGGAGGAGGCUCUUCGAAUAUUUCGCCGGAUGCUGCAUUCCGGUAUUAGACCUCUGCCUCGUACUUUCUCGAGCCUCAUACCUGCCUGUGGAAAUGUUGCUUCGUUGCUUCUCGGCAAGCAGCUGCAUGCGUAUGUGAUCUUUGGAGGGUUUGACGGUAAUAUGUUUAUAUCUAGCUCACUGAUUGACAUGUAUUGCAAAUGUGGAAAUGUGAGCAUAGCUCGUCACAUCUUUGAUCGAAUGCAGUCACCUGAUACUGUAUCCUGGACUGCGAUGAUCAUGGGACAUGCAUUACAUGGUCCAGCAAGAGAGGCUCUGUUGUUGUUUGACAGGAUGGAGUUGGGAAAUGUGAAACCUAAUCAUAUCACAUUUCUAGCCGUUUUAACUGCGUGCAGUCAUGCUGGAUUGGUGGAUGAGGGCCGGAAGUAUUUCAACAGAAUGUCGGACCAUUACGGCAUUGUUCCCUCUCUUGAGCAUUAUGGAGCACUUGCAGAUAUUCUUGGCCGUGCAGGGGAGUUGGAAGAAGCCUACAAUUUCAUCUCUAAGAUGCAAAUAAAACCAACCGCAAGUGUCUGGUGCACGUUGUUGAGGGCUUGCAAGGUCCACAAAAACACCGUGUUAGCUGAAAAAGUUGCCAAGAAAAUCUUUGAGCUUGAACCUAGGAGCAUGGGCUCUCAUGUAAUUUUAUCAAACACGUAUUCCUGUUCCGGGAGAUGGAAUGAAGCAGCACACCUGCGGCGAUCUAUGAGAAAGAAGGGCAUGAAGAAGGAACCAGCUUGCAGUUGGAUUGAAUUGAAGAACAAAAGGCAUGUUUUUGUAGCUCAUGAUAAGUCUCAUCCUUGGUAUGAAAGGAUUAUUGAUGCACUUAAUGUUUUCUCAGAGCAGAUGGCACGUCAAGGUUACGUUCCCAAUACAGAGGAUGUUUUCCAGGAUCUUGAAGAAGAGCAGAAGAGUGGUGUGUUAUGUGGUCACAGUGAAAAACUUGCUAUGGUAUUUGGUAUUUUAAAUACACCUCCUGGAACAACAGUUCGUGUGAUGAAAAAUCUUCGAAUUUGUGUUGACUGCCACACGGUAACAAAAUUUCUUUCAAAGAUAGCUGAGAGAGAGAUUGUUAUGCGUGAUGCAAACCGUUUCCACCAUUUUAAGGAUGGAAACUGUUCUUGCGGUGACUUUUGGUGAUUGAACAACAGUUGGGGAUCAACGUUAUGUUCAUGACAUGAUUUCCUAUUGGAAAUGCACCUGUACUGAGUAUAUCUUUUUAAGGAUGGGGUUAUUUCUGACAUUUUUGUGAAGUGUCAGGGGUAAAACAAAGUGUGCUCAUAAUCACUAGAAAUGGAUCAUGUUGUUCUUUGCAUAUGGAACCAGUCUUUACUGUUGAAGAGUAAUGCAAGACUACAUCACUAGUCUUUCUAAGUUUCUAGCAUUCAAAUGCCAAACUAUAGCCACCUGAACAUCAGCAGUUCAUCACUGUAUCUCUUGUCUGUUUUGACGUAUUCAGGUAUACUGGUCUUCAAAAACAUACACUUCACUAUAGUUGAUAUGAUGAUAUUGUUAAGCUGCUACUUUAUCAUCUGAUAUGAUUCAAUUGAUUGAAUGUGUUGCCACAUUUCCAUGGUUGGAUAUUUCGUCAGAUUAUGCUUUUUAUGUUCUUUUAACCUACCAAUCAAGGCAUAUGUCAUUGAAAAGGAUGAUACUUUAGGAAAUGCUACUCAGAUUAGUGAAAUUGAUGAUUUGCGCCUUCUCAAAGAGAAAAGAAAUUGAUGAUUUGCCAACCAGUUUCUUCUCUGAUCUACAGAAUGUGAUUCUCGCAUUUCCUGGAGUGCUAUUUUUUGCCAAAUAGCAGGUAAACUAUGUUCCUCUUAUCCAAUCUGAGUUACCUACUUACCUUGCAUAAAAAAUAAUUUUGGGAGUAAUGUGGGCCUGAAGCAAGAUUAAUAACUAUGCAAACCUUUGUAUCCCCCUUGACAUUUGUAAGUACUAAAUGGUUCUGAUACCUAUUACCUCAUUUACAUUGUAUUGGAUGGAGCAUUGACUUGCAACCAUGUCAAACGACCGAGUGAUUAUCCUGGAACAAAUUUUGCAGAAUACAAUGUCUUGUAUGCUUUUUACUACUGCUUGGAACCUUGCUUCAGCAACUCAUUUUUCCUGGCAAUAGGUUGUUGCCGUCGUUACAUAUUCAUCCUCCACUGUUUAUCACAAAUAUUUCUAACUAAUAAAUCAAUCUAUUUUCCUAACUAAUGCUGUUGCUAGUUCUUGCACUGACUUCUAUGUUCAAAGCAUCGAUAUCAGGUGUAGAAUCUUGUAUGAAGAUUUUGGCACCAGUCGAAUUAGAGACUAGUUGUACAGUCCUAGGAAAUGCUCCAAGUACAGAUCUUAUGCAGAUCAAACAAUAGAAAAUAUGACGGAACAGUUGCUUCAGAAGAUUCCAAAAGCCGGUCUCAAACGCUCCUGAAAACAUUUUCAAGCAUUCUUUAUGGUUGCAACGUGGAGAUUGAGAUGAACAACCAGUUUGAGGAGUUUACAGCAGACGAGAUCUCACGGGUGGUGUUCGGGAGUAACCAUAGAGAGGCAGAUGGAGUCCAUCUUGCGCAGGAGGUCCAGUUUCUUGCCUUCUCCAGUAUAUUCAACGUUUUUAGACAUGUCCCGGGAUUCAGAUGUCUUCCAACAAAAAACUACUUUGAGGCUCCAGAAGCUCCAGAAAGAGGUGAAGAGAGCAUCCUGGCCAAUAUUUUCCAAAGGAAAGCGAUAUUCAGGAUUUUAUUUAUCUGAGAAUGACGGGAAAAUUCCACCCGCUUGCUAUAUUACUCGACGGACCGGGCAGUCUUACAUACAUUUACCAGUAGAUUGAUACAUUUAAAUAUCACCAAAUCUAUCCUUUUAGGAUUACAUUUGGACAUUGCUUCCAUGAAAUCAUUUUCUUGUAGAGCACUGAAACUAUCCAAUUGUAUCUUGAGCUGAAGCACUAAAACGAAUCAAGCGUACACUCUUCCCUUUUC